AUGUCUGGUGUGUGGGUUUUUGACAAGAAAGGAGUGGCAAGGCUCAUAACCAACCCAACAAGGGAAUCCUUCGAGCAGAAGCACCCACCACAUCCUGGUGGCACAGCCACCGCUCCCGGCGCCCGACCAAGAGUCCUCAUUUACCUCCCAACCAACCAGGUCAUUCGUUCCUACACCGAACUCGAACACCGACUCACCGAACUCGGUUGGACUCGCUACCGUAACUCGCCCCCCUCAGACCUCAUCCAGUUUCAUCGCUCCGACACCUCCACACACCUCAUCUCCCUCCCCAAAAACUUCGCCAACUUUAAGCACUUUCACAUGUACGACAUCGUCGUUAAAAAUCGCUCUUUCUUUCAAGUUCGUGACCCCACUACGUUAUACGAAGCCUAA
Molecule: messenger RNA, 393 nt
Organism: Gastrolobium bilobum
Lineage: Eukaryota; Viridiplantae; Streptophyta; Magnoliopsida; Fabales; Fabaceae
Product: flowering-promoting factor 1-like
Exons: 1
Coding region: 1-393 (130 amino acids)
Biological process (GO): regulation of flower development
Source: RefSeq, a predicted model, not a curated record